AUGGCUGCGAACACGGAGCGUACUCCCCUGCUGGGCAACCAGCCCCCCGCGCAUGCCGAGGACGAGGCGGCCCUCGCGCAUGAGAGCGCUUUCAGUGCUUUCCAGGAUGCCGCCCACGGUGUGGACCCCAACUCGUCCGCCUUUGCCCCCCCCGCGGACCACUCGCACGUUACCAGCGCGACGCCUGGCGAGGCAAUCGCCGAGGCCGAGGCGGGCCGUCCUCUUGGCGCGCUCCUGCUGGUGAUGGGCGCGAUGUGGAUCGGUACUUUCCUCGCUGCCCUGGACGGCACGAUCGUCGCCACCAUUCUCGGCACCGUUGGCUCCGAGUUCGGCGUGUCCAAGACGGUCGGCUGGCUCGGUACCUCGUACCUGCUCACGCAGACCGCCUUCCAGCCGCUGUACGGCCGUCUGUCGGACAUCUUUGGCCGCAAGCCUGCGACGCUCUUCGCCUCGAGCGUGUUCCUGGUCGGCUCCCUCUUCUGUGGUCUCUCGCGCAGCUUCACGCAGCUGUGCAUCGCGCGUGCCAUUGCCGGUAUCGGCGGUGGCGGUCUGACGUCGAUGGCGACGAUCGUCACCUCGGACCUCGUCUCGCUCAAGGCGCGUGGCACCUGGCAGGGUCUCGGCAACCUGGUCUUUGCGACGGGUGCCGCGAUCGGUGGCCCGCUCGGUGGCACGCUCGCCGACGGCGGUAUCGGCUGGCGCUGGGCGUUCCUGGUGCAGGUUCCCCUGUGUGUCGUGCACUUUGCCGUGGUCUCGUGGAAGAUCAACAUCCCUGCCGGCCCCGGCUCGGUCCAGGAGAAGCUGCGCCGUGUCGACGUGUGGGGCGCGCUCUCGCUCGUCAGCGCGGUCGCCUCGGUGCUCGUCGGUCUCAACCUCGGCGGCAACGAGCUGCCGUGGAGCCACCCGCUUGUGCUCUCGACGCUUAUCGGCGGCCUGAUCCUCGCCGGCGUCUUUGUGUACGUCGAGCGGAACGUCGCGCGUGAGCCGCUGAUGCCCAUGUCGGUGCUCUUCCACCGCACGCCCGGAUUUGUGGCGCUGACCUGCUGGUUCAUCUCCAUCUCCCAGUUUGGUAUUCUGUUCAACGUGCCCCUCUACUUUACUGCGGUGAAGGGCACGACGGCGGCCGACGCCGGCAUGCACCUCAUGCCGAAUGCGAUCACCGCGUCCGCGUGCUCGCUCGGCAGCGGUCUCGUCAUGGGCCGCACCGGCAAGUACCGCAAGAUGCUGCUGCUCGGUGGUGCCUUUGCCGUGCUCGGUCCGCUGGGCAUGUGCUUCUGGAACCGCAAGACCACGUCCGAGUUUGCCUACUGGAUGACGAUGCCGUGGGGCGGUGCCGCGUUCGGUAGCAUCCUCACGAUCACCCUCGUGGCGCUCAUCGCCUCGGUCGACCCCAAGGACAUGGCCCCGGCUACGGGUGUUACCUACCUCUUCCGCGCGGUCGGCUCGGUGCUGGGUAUCUCGCUGUCCAACACCCUGCUGCAGAACGCGCUCAAAUCGAACCUGCGCUACCGCCACGUCCCUGCCGAGAUCGCCGAACAGAUCCGCGAGAACGUCUCGAUGCUGCACCAGCUCACCGGCAAGCUCCACUCGCACGCCGUCCAGGCCUACCAGGACUCGAUGCGCGCCGUGUUCAUCUGGAUCGCCCUUACCGGCUUCCUCGCUUUUGUCUGCCUCUUCUUUAUCGAGGAGAAGCCGCUCCCCGGCCACCAGCCGGCGCCGAGCGCGCCGCGCGACAACGCCGAAGACGCAUAG
Malassezia japonica is the source of this 1752-nucleotide messenger RNA. RefSeq lists its product as uncharacterized. Gene Ontology annotation, cellular component: fungal-type vacuole membrane; plasma membrane. Bases 1 to 1752 code for a protein of 583 amino acids. Gene Ontology annotation, molecular function: basic amino acid transmembrane transporter activity. The transcript has a single exon. The record is from RefSeq and is a predicted model, not a curated record. NCBI's taxonomy places the organism in Eukaryota, Fungi, Basidiomycota, Malasseziomycetes, Malasseziales, Malasseziaceae. Gene Ontology annotation, biological process: basic amino acid transport; transmembrane transport.